UUUGUGAACUUUCCUCCUCCAAAAAGACCAGAAAUGGACAUUUCGAAAGUAGACAAACAAAAAUUGCAAAAUACAUCUCCUUUCCGCUGACCAAUUGUUAUUAUUACUUAUCAUUAUUAUUUAGCUCCAUUGCAUCAUGAUCACCGACUGUGAAUAUUAAACUGCUAUGGUGUUGAAGGGUUAAUUAAAGAUCUAAGUUUGUAAAUGAAGGAUGAGAAUUGAAGACGAACAAGCAAACCACCAGUACUCGUAUAUAAGUAUUUAUGGAUAACGACGUAGCCCAUAAAAUCCCUGAGAAGGAUGUAAUAUUUACUGAUCAUGAUUUUUUCACUCUUUUCACCGGUGCAGAGGAAUGCCAUGAGAACAAGUUUGGUGAUUUGAGAGUGCUUUGGUACCCAAACGCGACUGAUUCCGGCGAAAAAGUCAGACCCCUUACCUCCAUCUCAGAGUAUGUGAUUUUUUGAUCAUAUCUUAUAUGUUGCUGCUUUGUUUUUCUUUUUUGGGUGAAAGAUUGUUGUAUAAAUAAACUGAAGAGUUAAAAAAGGGAAUGAAUGGAAUCGGAAAAUUGACUUAUUUAUGAACAGAGUGCCUGUUGAAAAUUUUUUUUUUCCUGGCUUUAUACUGUUUGUUCAUACAUAGAAUUUCAGGUGGUGUUCCUGUCCCGCGAUCGCGCUCAAUUCAUAAUAAGAUCAAGUCCUUACUUUUGUCAUUGUUGGGAACCCAUAAUUUAGUACAGUUUUGGGCACCCAUAACAUCAAGGCCGUGCUAUCUGUGUCAGGGCAACCUUUUGGAAUGAGUGAAAUCUACAAAGGCCUCUGUAGAUAUAGGUACUCUUGCAUUCGGCCGGAAAGCUCAGUGGAGGAGAUCAGUCAGUUUGGUCCUCUUGGGAGGGUGUUCACACAAGGAUCAUCGGAACAUUGUUCGGACAUUGAUUAUUGCUCGGAGGAGGAGUUUCCGAUGAAGAAGUUUGCUGAAAUUUUCGGCGUUAAGGGUUACUGGAUUUUGCCGCUUUUUGAACGGGAUCAUGACCCUCGAACCUGUGUUGGGGUACUUGAGAUCCUUUCUUUCCGUAGGCAUACUCUAUCCAGAACCUUGCUAAUUAAAAAAGUAUUAACCUGAUGUUGCAUUUGUUUUGCUUCUUCCCCUUCAACCCGGAAUAUAUAAUCCACUUAGCUGAACCGGAGUAGUGCAACUAAUUGGAUUAUUUUUCUAGGACGGAGGGAGUAUUAUGUUUCUACUUUUUUUUGCCGGUUCAGUUUCCUUGAAUUUCAUUAGUUUAUUCUGGUUGCAGAACACAGGGUUAACCAUUACGAAGCCAAAUCUCAAGGAGUGCCAAAAGGUAAGUUGUGAUGGUGUGUGUACUUAAUGUUGAAGCUUCUUGCCUUUGGAAAUCCUAAUUUUGUUGUAACUGUAAAUUUCACAUCAUUUCAACCCAGUUUCAUCGAAGUUUACUCUCUUCACAAGAACAUUUGCUGAAGUCUUUUCAAAAAAUUGGAUGGACGACAUGAAACUCAAGUCUGGGUUCCCUGUAUCUGUGAUCAUCAUGGGACUUCUGCUGCGGAUUUGUCGAGUGCGUCAAGGUGGCCGAUUACUCGAUUGUUUUGCCAAUUUCCAUGGUUUUAUUGGGUAGAUAACGACAGUGACAGUAAUUUCUGGUUUGAUCCCAGAGCUUAUUUUGUAAAGAAUGGUAAAAGUUGGGUUGGAAAAGCAUAUUCAAUAAAUAAGCCUUGUUUCUUGAAAGAUACCAGUCAAUACAGUAUCUCUAAUUACCCUAUCAAGGAUUCCACUCGUACUCGUCAUGCAUCUUCUUUUGCUAUCCCCUAGAAAUACAUCCACCCCAAUCUUCCUCCAUUCAUAUUAGAAGUCUUUCUUCCACGCGACUGCUAUGGCGAGUUAGAACCCGAGGCUAUGUUGAGUUCAGUAUUAGCCAAAUUUGCUCAGAGACUUUCAAAGUAUGAUGUACCAUUUGAAUUGACACAUGCCCAGAAAUUCUAUGUUGAAUAUUCCCACUCUGAUAAUGAUAACUAUUCAUAUUUUGAUGUAAGCCUUAGAGAUGAAACCAUGGAUAAUACUGAAACAUUAGAAGACAAUGUUCAACACCAAGAGACUGAUAAUACUGCUCAAAUCAUUUUGGGUAUUGGCAAUGAUAAGGAAAUGCCAUCCUGUGCACAUCUUGGAGGUGGAAAAGAUCAGCAACCUGCAUCAUUUGGUCAACAGCCAAGCAUGGAAAUUACUAGUGUUUAUCAAAAUUCACAAGAUAGAGCUGAGGCAUUAAUAGAAGUUUCCACAGAUGCUGAUGGUCUAAUCAUUUCAGAUGCUGCUGAAGAUAGUCAAUUCCAAGUAGCGGUUGAAAGAGACAAUCAACCUCCAGCACUUGAUCAACAACCACCCGCGGAAGAUGGUGUUCGUCCCAAUGCAAAUGAAGCUGCUCAGACUUCCGCGGGAUUAGUUUUCCUUACUGGUAGAAAUGAAAUCAGUUUAGCCAUUAUUCAACAAUAUGAGGGCAGCAAACUUGCAGAUGUUGAAACCGAACUCGGACUCAGUCCUUCUACUAUAAAACGUAGAUGUCGAGAUAUGGGUAUAAAAAGGUGACCAUGGCCCAAAAGGAACAAAGUACACGACAUUCAGCCGAAUUCCAUGCUUGGAGUAAGAUCUCUUCAAAGUGGUGGCGAAGUUAUUCAAGAACCUGAUGUUGGGGAUCAUAAUACAUUAGAGAAAGUGGUGGCAAGUGUGAAUUCGCCAUUCACAAGCACGUCCAAUGAAGGUAUUGAUACGGGAAACCGAUCAAGUUCAGAAGAUGCUUGUCAAGGCAACAUACAAGGGUGACAUUGUAAAGUUUUUCUUGCGCAGCUACUCGGGAUUUGAUGGAUUGCUUAAAGAAUUGAAAGAAAGAUUCAAACAAGCAAAGAAGGGGUUCAAAAUAAAGUACAAGGACAAGGAGGAAGGUGAUUUGGUUAUGAUUGCAUGCAAUAAGGAUUUACAGUUAUACAUGGAUGGUUUAGUAUCUGCAGGGCAAACUAGAAUGGAUUUGAUGCUUUUCUAGAGUUAAUUUGAUGUUGAUUCACAAUUUUUGAACCAAAAUGAUCGGAUCAUUUCUAGUGAUUUUCUGACCAUUAUUCUGAAGAAGAUUCAUUUCUUCUCGUUUGAGACUGUUUCUAGAGUUUAUUUAAUCUUCCAGGUCUUUUGCCAAGGGAUUGAAAACUUAGGGCACUUGUGGAAUGUAUAUCAGUCUGAUCACGUAGUAAAUCAGAUACGGCUUAAAUCACUUACU
Oldenlandia corymbosa var. corymbosa is the source of this 3271-nucleotide messenger RNA. Lineage: Eukaryota; Viridiplantae; Streptophyta; Magnoliopsida; Gentianales; Rubiaceae. The record is from the annotation of a GenBank genome assembly.